Yamadazyma jaroonii is the source of this 300-nucleotide messenger RNA. Lineage: Eukaryota; Fungi; Ascomycota; Pichiomycetes; Serinales; Debaryomycetaceae. The record is from the annotation of a GenBank genome assembly.
AUGCCAACCUUCACUUUUAACACUGCUUUGAAAGAUUACAAGGAGAAACAGUUAUCCACAGAUUUGAAAAUCGUCGGGUCUAUCUUCAUUGCCACAUUAAUAGUAUUAUUCCAUUAUGCUUAUAUUAUGAAACAGUUACUUGAUAAUCCAAGUAUGGAAUAUUCCCAAUUAUUCAUUCAAUUUAGUUUAUUCCUAAUAACUAGUUCUGCCGUACUUUAUAUAUUGAUUACAAAAGUCCUUCCUGCUGUUUCACCUAAUUCUACCACUGAAAAUAUCGAAAAGGCAAAGAAAAACCGUUAA